UCAUCGUUCCCCGCAUCAGCAGCACCAGUCUCCCAGAGCAGCAACAUCAGUAGAAAGAAGAAUUCAAGAGAGCAUGUACAGUUGCCACGCUAUUGCAGAAAUGCCCUGACCGGCUGCCGACGGAUUCGAACCCAGACAACGACACUUUUGAAGAUCAACGACAGCGAUAAAAUGGUUUUACACACCAUUUCUUUGUUCAAUUAUGGAAUUUACUCAGACGUAUUUAUCCGGAUAUUUCGGUCUCGACGUAUGGUUCUUUUCAUUAUAUUUUACACACUUCUCUUGGAUAAUUUCCUCCUCACAGCAUUAGUACCGAUUAUCCCAGAUUAUUUGAUAGAGAAAGACAAAGAACAGCUGAAACAAACCUUAAGAGGAUAUCAUCUAAAAGUCUUUGAUAAUCGUACAAGUUUACAAAUCGUAGUAAACCGGACUCAAUAUAUAAACUUCACUGGCAACUUUAGUAACAGUCCGGAUGUGGGUGGAAGAUUCAGUAUUGUACAAGAUAUCUUCUCCAUACCAUUAAAUAAGCUCAACGAAAAUACACGUGUCGGCUGGCUUCUCUCUUCCAAAGCGAUUGUUCAACUCAUGUUCAACUUCCUCGUAGGACCAUUUACAAACAGAUGUGGUUAUGUCAUCCCAGUAUUUGUUGGUUGUUUGAUCAUCAUGCUAUCUGCCUGUUUGUUCAUAUUUGGUGAAACCUAUAUACCAUUGUUCAUGGCGCGUUCCUUACAUGGUUUGGGAUCAGCUUGUGUGACUAUAGCGGGAAUGGGUAUGAUUGCUGAUAAAUACCCGGAGGAUAAAGAACGUAGCAAAGCUAUGGGCAUUGCAAUGGGAGGUUCGGCAACCGGUGUCCUAGCGGGCUACCCUCUUGGAGGCUGUAUGUAUAUAUAUAUCGGCAAGUUCGCGCCCUUCCUGUUGAUUGUAGUUCUGACAGCAAUUGAUUCCGUUCUGUUGGUAUUGUUCCUCCGUUCCAACACUGCUGAACAAUUAUCCGAAUCUGGUAAAAGUAUCUGGAAAUUGGUGCAAGACCCUUAUAUUCUAUUAGUCUCUGGAGCCAUAAUGCUGACAACUAUUGCGUUGUCAAGUCUUGAACCAACGGUACCAAUUUGGAUAAUGCAAACUAUGAAUGCGGAAAAGUGGCAAAUAGGCUUAGCAUUUGUACCUGAUAGUGUUGGCUAUUUAAUCGGGACCAAUGGAUUCGGUGUGAUAGCCAGAAGUCUGGGAAGGUGGAUAUGUACUCUCUGCUGUAUGUUAAUUAUUGGACUGUGCUGUUUCUUUUUGCCUUUCGCAUCAUCAAUAUCACAACUCAUAAUGCCACACUUUGGAAUCGGCCUGGGCUUAGGUAUCACUGAUGCUGCUCUCAUGCCUCUCCUGGCUCUAUUGGUGGACAGACGACAUAACGGGGUAUAUGGUGGAGUUUAUUCCAUAUCACAAAUUGCUGUUUGUUUGGCCUACGCUUUAGGUCCAUCUAUUUCCGGCCAUGUAGUGAAAUCAUAUGGAUUUGUUACGUUAUUGAGGUCAAUCGCUGUUGUCAACAUAUUGUAUGCCCCGCUUUGUUGGUUUCUCCGCGAUGUGAGCACAGGAACAGAAUCGGAAGCGAUAUUAAGUCACACUCAGAAAGGAAACAGUAAAUACACAGAUGAUGAAGAUAGCGGCAACUUCAGUUAUCAUCGAUUUGAAAACGAAUGAUAACAAGAGCACAAUAAAAAGAUGCUGAAUAAACCACUUACCUGUGCUCAGGAAUAAAAUAUGUUAAAACCAGUAUACGGUCAAAUAAAAGAUGGAAAGCAUCAGAUUAUAACCUCAACUGCA
Molecule: messenger RNA, 1812 nt
Organism: Octopus sinensis (East Asian common octopus)
Lineage: Eukaryota; Metazoa; Mollusca; Cephalopoda; Octopoda; Octopodidae
Product: synaptic vesicular amine transporter-like
Biological process (GO): aminergic neurotransmitter loading into synaptic vesicle; transmembrane transport
Cellular component (GO): terminal bouton; synaptic vesicle membrane
Molecular function (GO): serotonin:sodium:chloride symporter activity
Source: RefSeq, a predicted model, not a curated record